Molecule: messenger RNA, 2168 nt
Organism: Acanthopagrus latus (yellowfin seabream)
Lineage: Eukaryota; Metazoa; Chordata; Actinopteri; Spariformes; Sparidae
Product: polyunsaturated fatty acid lipoxygenase ALOX15B-like
Exons: 14
Coding region: 98-1954 (618 amino acids)
Biological process (GO): lipid oxidation; linoleic acid metabolic process
Molecular function (GO): metal ion binding; oxidoreductase activity, acting on single donors with incorporation of molecular oxygen, incorporation of two atoms of oxygen; protein binding
Source: RefSeq, a predicted model, not a curated record
CUGAGAGGUGCAGACAGAAGAUUAGGCAUCAGAGGAGCAGAGCCUGCAAGAAGAAGUGUGGCGGUGGAGCAGGAAUCUUUUGCUUUCCAGAACCAAAAUGGUGCAUUAUGAAGUGACCAUAUUCACUGGAAAUCGGGCCUUUGCCACCACUAUUAACAAUGUCUACAUUAAGCUGGUGGGAACAGAUGGGGAGAGCUGCUGCACGUGGGCCGAAGGGCCUUUAUCCUUCAUCAAAGGAGCAGCAUCUAGUUUUACCGUGUCCUGCCCUGUCUCCAUCGGAAAGCUGAUUCUAAUAGAGCUAGACAAAAAGUGUCUCCCACUUUUGCCUGAAGACGCCUGGUUCCCCGCCAAGGUGGAUGUGAAAUCCCCUGAGGGAGACACCUACACGUUUCCCAUCUACCGCUGGAUCACUGACAGCGAGGUGCACUACUUCAGAGAGGGAAAAGCUCUGAGAGUUUUUGAAGACAACAGUCAACUUGGCAGGUACAGUCGACAGCAGGAGCUAACGCAGCGAGAGGAAGACUAUUGCUGGGAUGUGUGCAUGGAAGGAAUGCCCCACUGCAUUAAGGCAAAAGACCCUUGUUCUCUGCCUCCUGAGGUCCGCUUCUCCUUCACCAAGAACAUGCAGUUUGCCUUCACUGCAAUCACAGGAGUGAUAGAGCUGAAACUGGAUGGGUUGGCUGAUUGUAAGAAGAAGUGGACGGAUAUGUAUCAUCUCAAUAAGGUGUUCUGGCACAGAACUCAAAUUUCAGAGUAUGUUCACGAACAUUGGAAGGAUGAUGCGUUUUUCGGCUACCAAUUCCUAAAUGGAGUCAACCCCAUGUUGAUCAGACGUUGUACUGCCCUGCCCAGUAACUUUCCUCUCGAUGAUGACAUGGUGUUUACCCCUGGAGUGUCUAAUUUGAAAGAUGAAAUGGAGCUGAAGCAGACUCCAGGAGACGACAAUCCCAUCUUCUUUCCUACUGAUUCUGAGUACGACUGGUUGAUGGCCAAGAUCUUUGUGAGAAGUGCAGAUUUCAACAUACAUGAACUCAGUGUUCACCUGCUGCGCGCUCACCUGCUGGCUGAAGUGUUUGCAGUGUCACUGCUGCGCAACGUGCCCAUGGUGCAUCCUUUGUACAAGCUCCUCAUACCUCACACUCGCUACACUCUGCAGAUCAACAUCUUGGCUCGACUUCUUCUGAUAUCAGAGAAUGGAGUUUUCACUCAUUAUGCAGCAUCUGGUGGAGAGGGUAUGUUCACAGUCCUGAGGAGAUCCAUGUCCUCAAUAACCUACAGCUCACUCUGUUUACCAGAUGACAUUGCUGAGCGUGGACUGCAGGAUGUGCCAAACUUCUACUACAGGGAUGAUGGACUCCAGCAUUGGGAUAUAAUCCACAAGUUUGUGCAGGGAGUGCUCAGCUACUACUACAAGAAUGACAGCGACGUCCAACAAGACUCUGAACUACAGAAGUGGAUUUCAGACAUUUUUGAACAUAGCUUCCUCUCCAAAGAAAGCACAGGAAUUCCUCAGCAAUUUGCUACUGUGACUGAGUUGGUCAAGUUUGUCACCAUGGUGAUCUUCACCUGCUCAGCACGGCACGCAGCUGUCAACUCUGGACAGUAUGACUAUGGUGGCUGGAUGCCCAACACACCCAUCACCCUGCAACUUCCCCCUCCAACCAGUAAAGGGAAAACACACGAGGCCAUGAUACUGGAGACAUUGCCUGAUGUCAACGCAACAGUUCAUGGAAUGGGCACCGUGUGGCUACUCAGCAAGCAGUCGACUGACUUUGUCCCUCUUGGCGACUAUCCAGAGGAGCAUUUCACUGAGAAGAUUCCCCGCAAGCUGAUAAAGGAAUUUCAAGGAAGGCUUAAAGUGCUCAAAACGCACAUCGAAGUCAGAAACGAGAGUCUAGAAGUCCCAUACACAUAUCUGAAUCCCACAGAGGUAGAAAAUAGUGUGGCCCUUUGAGUAUCAGAUGGUGUGAGCAGUGGGCAAAAAAUCGGGUUCACAUUAACAAAAGAGAAGGGACGUUCAUGUUCUGUUUUCAACUGAUACUUUACUUCUACGUGUGAUAAUUGUAUGCUAAUCCUAAAUCCUAAUCCGCAUCAUUAUUCAUCAUUAUUUUGUCAAUGAAUAUACAGGGAACCUGAUCAAACUGAAUUACUGGGUGAAGGAUACUAUU